GUUUAAUAUAUUUAUUUAAAAAAUGAGUAUUCUUAAAAAAAAAUAAAAAUUCAAUUUGUUUACCAUUUACUCGUAUCUUUGCUCCACCGUCGCUCACUCUGUUCCCGCCGGCAAUGGACGAUACUCCCGAACCCGAAUCUCAACAGAAUCAUACCGAACAACCUCUCACUCUCCACACACUAUCUUCCAUCAGGUCCCUUCUCAUCAACCCUUCAACCCCAAAACGCAUCGUUUCCUCAAUCUUCCAAACCCUAACUCGUUCUCCGCAACUCACUCACCACACCCUCAACCUCCUCUCCGACCUCAUAACUCAUCACCCUUCUCUUUCCCAACUCGCCCUUGACUCACUCCUCCGCGCCACCGAGUCCCCCACUCGCCUCGCCGUCGAUUCCCUCGCAACAAUUUCAGAACUGAGUUUCCCCAAAGACUUAGAACUCGACGACGGACGUUUCGUUUCACUAUGUUUCGGAUCCUCCGUACCUGGGCGGGUAUGGAUGCUGAAGAAUGCGGGUUAUCGGUUCAGAAUCCGACCCGCAUUGUUGUUCACGGUGUUGUUAGGGUUUACGAAGGAUCCUUACCCUUAUGUGAGAGAGGCUUCGUUGGAAGGGCUUGUUGGUUUGAGCGAGCGUGGAGAGUUUGAUGACGUUAGCAUGGUGAAAGGUUGUUAUGAACGUGGUCUUCAGCUUCUCACUGAUAUGGAAGAUUGCGUUAGGCUCUCUGCAGUUCGUGUUGUGGCUUCAUGGGGUCUGAUGUUAUCAGCUUCUAGUGCAGACAUGAAGCCAUAUUGGUACAAUGAAGUAUUUGCUAAGCUUUGUUCUAUGGCAAGAGACAUGAGCAUGAAGGUCAGAGUUGAAGCCUUUAAUGCCCUUGCAAAGAUGGAAAUAGUAUCUGAGGAUUUUCUUAUCCAAAGCUUGUCAAAGAGAGUUUUAGGAGUUGGAAAGCAAAGGGAAAGUAUGGAUCAGAGCACAUCUGAACAAUUUGCGUCGUUGGCAGCUGGUGUUGCCGGUGCACUAGUACAUGGACUUGAAGAUGAGUUUUUUGAGGUGCGGAAGUCUGUAUGCCAGUCUUUAGGUAGACUGACAAUCCUCUCUAUUGAGUUUGCUCGUGAAGCCUUAGACUUGUUAAUGGAUAUGUUGAAUGAUGAUUCAGUGGUGGUUCGAUUACAAGCUUUAGAAACUAUGCAUCAUAUGGCAAUCAAUCGCUGUCUAAAGCUUCAGGAAAAGCACUUACACAUGUUUCUUGGUGCUCUGGUGGACAACAGUAAGGAAGUAAGAUGUGCUGGAAGGAAAAUACUUAAAAUAGCGAAGCUUAAUAAUCUGGCAAUGUUCAAAUCAUCUAUUAACAGACUUCUGGAAAAUUUAGACAGUUAUUUGCAGGAUGAAGCUGAUGUAUUUUCUGCUUUCUCUCAUCUUGGUCGAAAUCACAAGAAAUUUGUAGGCAUGAUUGUCAGGGAAAUUUUUGAAGAGGUAGAUGCAGCUUUUGAAGGAAAUGUUGAAUUUAAAAGUGCAAGGAUAGCUGCACUUUUGAUCAUUUCCAUAUCUGCUCCGCUAUUGAAUGAAGAUGCAGGAAGUAUACCACCAGUAAUGUUUUCUUAUGCAGUUACAUUGCUGGGUAGAAUUUAUUGUGCUUUUAGUGAUAUCAUGGAUAGGGAUACCCUUUUGGCUUACCUAUGUGAGAAAAGUAGAUGUACUACUGCCCUAAAUAUUAACCUUGGGAAAGAAGAGCAACAGUUGCCUUUUAUUGAAGGUGAUACUCCAAAUUUUUCUAGCAAUGAGACGAUUGAUUCCAAAAUUGGAUCCCAAAUCAUGAAGAAACCAAAAGAGCUAGCCAAUUAUCAGGUAGAACAACAUCAGUCGGAGUAUAAUGAAGUUAUGAAUUUCAAAAUUGGAUCCCAAAUCAUGAAGGAACCAAAGGAGCUAGCCAAUUAUCAGGUGGAACAACAUCAGUCGGAGUAUAAUGAAGUUAUGAAUUUCACAAAUUACAUCCUUGCAAAUUUCCCUGACAUGUGGCAAAUGAUACAGACAGGUCAUACAAAUGACGUGUUAAGGUCUUUGAGGUGUUUGAAAGAGGAAUUAGCAACUCUGAAAUUUGACUCUUUGGGGUCUCAUGAUGCGUUGGAAUUUACAUUACAUUAUCUUCGGAUAAUAAAACUACUUGCAGAAGUGUGGGAGCACUUGCUACAUGCAAAUGGCUCGUGUUCUCAUGGAAUGGGAGAAUUGGAAUUCAAACUAGGAAAGCUUGAUAGGAGGGUUAAAGAAUUGAUGAGUAAGUUUGUAGGUUUCUCAGCAGAACAAGAAUAUAACAUCUUGGAGCUUAUAUUAAUGACUUAUGCCCUCAGGCUAUGUAAAGUUGAAACCUGCUUUGUCAAUCUUACAUUCAAGAGGUUGACUUCUAUAUAUUCAUGCAUUGAAUCUAUCCUUAAAGAAAGAUCCGUUUUACCAUCCAAUUUUGUAGCUGAACUUGGUAAAUUAUUACAUGAAUGUCACACCGCCUCCAUCAAUGGAUCUUCAUGCAGUCCACUUCAGCUCAAUCGAUGUCUCAAGCUCUUCUCCUUGAAGAAGUUUGUGCUUCAUGGAACAAUCAGACAUUUAAUGGCAGAACUAAGCAUUUCCAAUAACGACUCUCUACAUCCUUUUCCCUUUAUUUCAGGACUACCAGUCAGUAUACCAUGUGAAAUCACACUCCAUAAUAUUUUUAGGAAGUGUAAGUUGUGGUUGAAGAUGAGUUUGGAUGAUGGUCUAGUACAAUAUGUUUUUCUUGAUUUGGACAUAUUAUUAGGUUCUGGAGAUGUAAGAAAUUUUGUUUUUGUUGCGCCAUUUUACAGAACACCGAAAGCUAAUUCUUUUACAUUGAAGGUUUGUAUUAGCUUAGAAUGUUUGUUUGAAAAUGUCAGUCCAGUUCAAAGGUGUGGAGGACCAAAAUAUGAACUAGUACCUCUUUGUAAAGAAAAACAAGUUUAUUUUUCCAAGGUUAAUUAAUAAAGAUUAAUUUUAUAUA
Messenger RNA from Cicer arietinum (chickpea), 2997 nucleotides. Its product is annotated as protein SIEL. Lineage: Eukaryota; Viridiplantae; Streptophyta; Magnoliopsida; Fabales; Fabaceae. Gene Ontology annotation, biological process: intercellular transport. The record is from RefSeq and is a predicted model, not a curated record. Gene Ontology annotation, cellular component: endosome.